Messenger RNA from Saxophila tyrrhenica, 321 nucleotides. RefSeq lists its product as uncharacterized. Gene Ontology annotation, cellular component: membrane. NCBI's taxonomy places the organism in Eukaryota, Fungi, Ascomycota, Dothideomycetes, Mycosphaerellales, Extremaceae. The record is from RefSeq and is a predicted model, not a curated record. The transcript is spliced from 2 exons. Bases 1 to 321 code for a protein of 106 amino acids.
AUGCUCUACCGGAUUUCAAUCCUCAUCCUCAAUUUCCUCUUCCCACCUUUAGCAGUCCUGCUACUCACCGGCCCCAACUUCGACUUCGCCCUCAACUGCGUCCUUCUGCUCCUCGCCGUCAUACCAUCACAUGUCCACGGGUUUCUCAUUAGUACGACCUUCUUCCAUCGAAGGUCGAAGGUCAAGAAGGGACAAUAUCCGGGUGAUCCCAUCCCGUUGAUUACGAGUGAAUACGUUACUAAUGGCGGUGCUACAACUCGGGAGGUUGUGCUCUUGAAGAAUGCCGAAGGGAGGAAGCGGAGGAGAUCAUCUCGUAGAUGA